AUGCCAAACGCCGGCAGGACGAGGAGGACGGGGCUGCCCUCAGGUCCACCCGCAGCCAGCCCUGAGCGGACACACGGCGUUGGGGGACAUCCUGCCCCGGAAAAGCGGGCGACUGCCCAGGAGCAGCCCCCCGGCAGCCGUCCGGCCCUGCCCGCCGUGUCCCCGGCAGACGACGGCGGCUUCGAGAGCGGCGCCUACAACAACUCGGCCAUCCGGACGCCCAACCUGGACGCGCUGGCCCGGCGCAGCCUGCUCUUCCAGAACGCCUUCACCUCCGUCAGCAGCUGCUCCCCGAGCCGGGCCAGCAUCCUCACCGGCUUACCCCAGCACCAAAAUGGGAUGUACGGGCUGCACCAGGACGUGCAUCACUUCAACUCCUUCGACAGCGUGCGGAGCCUGCCCUGGCUGCUCCGCCAGGCACACAUCCGGACAGGGAUAAUUGGGAAGAAGCACGUUGGGCCUGAGACUGUCUACCCGUUUGACUUCGCCUACACCGAGGAGAACAGUUCAGUUUUGCAGGUUGGGAGAAACAUCACUCGAAUCAAAGCGCUCGUGCGGCAGUUCCUGCAGAGCCAGGACCAGAGGCCUUUCUUCCUCUAUGUUGCCUUCCAUGACCCGCACCGCUGCGGGCACUCCCAGCCCCAGUACGGGGCCUUUUGUGAGAAAUUUGGCAACGGAGAGAGCGGCAUGGGCUGGAUCCCUGACUGGAAACCACAGCUCUACCGCCCGGAGGAAGUGCAGGUCCCUCACUUUGUUCCAGACACACCAGCUGCCCGGGCAGACCUGGCAGCCCAGUACACAACCAUUGGGCGCAUGGACCAAGGGAUCGGGCUGGUCCUGGAGGAGCUGCAGCGUGCUGGCUUCCACAACAGCACCCUGGUCAUCUACACCUCUGACAAUGGCAUCCCCUUCCCCAGUGGCAGAACCAAUCUCUACCGGUCGGGCACUGCCGAGCCCCUGCUGGUCUCCUCCCCAGAGCACACCACACGCUGGGGACAGGUCAGCCAGGCCUUCACCACCCUGCUGGAUCUGACACCAACCAUUCUGGACUGGUUCUCCAUCCCAUACCCUCAUUACAGCAUCUUUGGCAAAAAGCGGGUGCAGCUCACAGGGAGGUCCCUGCUGCCAGUGCUGGAGUCAGAGCAGCCCUGGGCCACUGCUUUCAGCAGCCAGAGCCACCACGAGGUGACCAUGUACUACCCCAUGCGAGCCAUCCAGCACCAGCAGUUCCGCCUCAUUCACAACCUCAACUACAAGAUGCCCUUUCCCAUCGACCAGGACUUUUAUGUCUCACCCACUUUCCAAGACCUGCUUAACCGCACCAGGGCCGGGCAGCCAACCCACUGGAACAAGACCCUGCACCAGUACUACUACAGGGACCGCUGGGAGCUCUUUGACUGCAGCUGUGACCCCAGCGAGAGCCAGAACCUGGCCCCCGACCCCCGCUACGCCGCCGUCUUCCAGCUGCUCCGCUCCCAGCUCCUGAAGUGGCAGUGGGACACGGGUGACCCCUGGGUCUGUGCCCCUGACGCUGUCCUGGAGGAGAAACUGAGCCCCCAGUGCCAGCCACUGCACAAUGAGCUGUGA
Molecule: messenger RNA, 1587 nt
Organism: Chaetura pelagica (chimney swift)
Lineage: Eukaryota; Metazoa; Chordata; Aves; Apodiformes; Apodidae
Gene: SGSH
Product: N-sulfoglucosamine sulfohydrolase
Exons: 8
Coding region: 1-1587 (528 amino acids)
Biological process (GO): glycosaminoglycan catabolic process; heparan sulfate proteoglycan catabolic process
Molecular function (GO): N-sulfoglucosamine sulfohydrolase activity
Source: RefSeq, a predicted model, not a curated record